Synchiropus splendidus (mandarinfish) is the source of this 3349-nucleotide messenger RNA. It is a transcript of the gene porb, whose product is annotated as P450 (cytochrome) oxidoreductase b. Gene Ontology annotation, cellular component: cytosol. The transcript has 16 exons. Gene Ontology annotation, molecular function: flavin adenine dinucleotide binding; NADPH-hemoprotein reductase activity; FMN binding. The record is from RefSeq and is a predicted model, not a curated record. Bases 155 to 2191 code for a protein of 678 amino acids. NCBI's taxonomy places the organism in Eukaryota, Metazoa, Chordata, Actinopteri, Syngnathiformes, Callionymidae. Gene Ontology annotation, biological process: response to hormone.
AGAUUGGUGGGUUUUGUAUAACCGUGCGUCUGCAUCACCCCUGUGCGUGGACGUUGGUAUAUUCCAGCGUGACGUUUAAUGUUCUUCCGCAUUGCGAGCACAGUGGAGUCUGUGGCCGUUCAUUCCAAAGGAGAGGAGAAGUUUUUGGUUCAACAUGGCGGAUACAAACCCAGAGAGCACCACUCAUACUGAGCCCAUGGCGGGUGAAGAGGAGCCUCUCUUCAGCAACUUGGACCUUUUCCUCUUCUCCUUGAUCGCAGGUCUUCUCAUUUACUGGUUCAUGUCCCGCAAGAAGCCUGAGCCCAUUCCGGAAUUCAAGAAGCUUGAUACAGUAACACCCACAACAAGAGAGACAAGUUUCAUUGAGAAAAUGAAGAAAACGGGCAAGAACAUCAUUGUGUUCUACGGCUCCCAGACUGGCACUGCAGAGGAAUUUGCUAAUAGGCUUUCAAAGGACGCCCAGCGUUACGGCAUGAAAGGGAUGGCCGCUGAUCCGGAAGAAUACGAGAUGGGCGAAUUGUCACGUCUGUCUGAGAUCGAGAAUUCCCUCGCCAUAUUUUGCAUGGCCACCUAUGGUGAAGGAGACCCGACAGAUAACGCCCAGGAUUUCUAUGACUGGCUGCAGGAGAAUGACGACGAGGACCUGUCUGGAGUGAACUAUACCGUUUUUGCUUUGGGUAACAAGACCUAUGAACAUUACAAUGCCAUGGGUAAAUACGUUGACAAGAGGUUGGAGGAACUGGGAGCAAAACGCAUUUUUGACCUUGGUCUCGGGGAUGAUGAUGGCAACCUCGAGGAAGAUUUUGUAUCAUGGCGGGAGCAGUUCUGGCCAGCUGUCUGUGAGCACUUCGGAGUGGAAGCUCUGGGAGAUGAUUCAAGCAUACGUCAGUAUGAACUGAAGGAGCACACAGACAUCAACAUGAACAAAGUCUACACCGGUGAAAUUGGUCGUCUGAAGAGUUUCGAAGUCCAGAAGCCACCAUUUGAUUCCAAAAAUCCAUUCCUGGCACCUGUCACUGUGAACCGAAAGCUCAACAAAGCUGGCGACAGACAUCUCAUGCACCUUGAGCUUGACAUAACUGGCUCUAAGAUCAGGUAUGAAUCAGGAGAUCACGUGGCUGUUUUCCCAACCAAUGACACCGCGCUAGUGAACAAGCUGGGACAGCUGCUCGGAGUUGACCUUGAUGUUGUUAUCUCUCUCAACAACCUUGAUGAGGAGUCCAACAAGAAACAUCCCUUCCCCUGCCCCACCACCUAUCGAACCGCCCUGACCCACUACCUUGACAUCACACAUCCUCCCCGCACCAACGUCCUUUAUGAACUGGCACAGUACGCAUCCGAUCAAAAAGACCAGGAGAGCAUGCGCAAGAUGGCCUCGUCCUCCCCGGAGGGAAAGGCGCUGUACCAGAGCUGGGUGCUGGACUCUUGUAGAAACAUCCUGGCAAUCCUGGAGGACAUGCCUUCCUUAAAACCUCCUAUUGACCACCUGUGUGAGCUGCUGCCCCGUUUGCAGGCUCGCUAUUAUUCCAUCGCCUCUUCCUCCAAAGUCCAUCCCAACAGCAUCCAUAUCUGUGCUGUGCUGGUGGAAUACACGACCAAGACCAAUCGCAUCAACAAGGGAGUGGCCACUACCUGGCUGAAGAACAAACUGGUCAGCGACAAUGGCCACAAGUCUACCGUUCCCAUGUACAUUCGGAAGUCGCAGUUCCGCCUGCCAUUCAAGCCCACUAUUCCAGUCAUCAUGAUCGGCCCCGGGACUGGAAUCGCUCCUUUCAUGGGCUUCAUUCAGGAGAGAGGCUGGAUCAAAGAUCAAGGAAAGGACGUCGGGGAGACGGUGAUGUAUUUCGGCUGCAGGCACAAGAAUGAAGAUUAUAUCUAUCAGGAAGAGCUGGAAGAGGCGGAGAAGAAAGACGUUUUGUCUCAGUUGAAUGUGGCGUUCUCCCGGGACCAGGAUUACAAGGUGUACGUGCAACAUCUUUUGAAAAAGAACAAGGAGCACAUCUGGAAGCUUAUACACACAGACAGUGCUCACAUCUACAUCUGCGGGGAUGCAAGGAACAUGGCCAAAGAUGUUCAGACGGCAUUCUAUGAGAUCGCAGAGGAGCUAGGGGGGAUGAACCGCACCCAGGCGACAGACUACGUCAAGAAACUGAUGACCAAGGGACGCUACUCACAAGAUGUGUGGAGUUAAAGAGCCGUCAACCCAGCCUUGCUGUCAUCACAACUGUUUUGUCUUUUGUCUUUCAUUUUGGUUCUCUAUACUGUAUUUAACGAAAGUCGAUCAUAUUUAACCUACAUGCAUUCUGGAGUGCAACUGUCUCCUGGCGUCCAUCACAAAAUUCCAGUCUGCAUGUCCAAAAUAUGGGACUGUACAAAAAGCAAAAUUAUGUUCUGAGAAGUUUUUUUUUUUUUUUUUUUUAGUAUUGGCUCCCAUUUUUCUGUAUAAAUUCAAUAAUACGUUGGACCAAACUAUAAUUAUCUUCACCCUUGUAUUGAUAUAUCAGAAUUCAUUGCAGACCAUGACAGUUCUUUUUACACAAUAUUUCAUCUGGAAUCUUCAUAUAUUAUACUUGUGUUACAUCUAUCAGUUUGGUAUUGAUGAGCCCUUGACUUUUGUAAGUCAGUGCAUUUAUCAGAACCAUAUGUUAUAUUUUUAUAAUCGAAUGAAGCCAGCAAUAAUCAUUGCCAGUUAUUCAAGGUGAUCUUAGCUGAUAAAAUGUAGUACUGUAUUAAGUACUUGAAUUGCAUCAUGUUAUCGAGUUUAUAUGUGUAAAUCUCCAUUUGUGUAAUAGAAUAUUGUAUUUCCUCUUUAUCUUUGUAUUUUAACAAGGGAUGAGCAUUUUAUGCAGGUGACCCAUCGAGACAGGGAGAGGGAUGCAAAUGGGAUUUUUUUUUUUUUGCCAUUGAUAGUCAAAUAUCUCAUGUGACCAGGUCUGUUAAGAUGUGGUUUUAGAUGUAUGCACAGAUCAUUAUUGGACUAAACAAAGCGUGUGUCCGCUUGGCAAAGUGCGAUGUAAAUGUUUUCCAUGAGACACUAACACUAACACAACAACCUCUUGUUUUGCAAUUUGAAAUUAUCAUGAGUUCUAUGAUGCAGUGAGAAGUUUUUAAGAUCAUAACCAUACACUUGUAUAUUGCAUGAUACGUAUCUGCCUUUUCUUAAUUCUUUUGUGUGACUGAGGUUCUGCAAUGCAGUCUGUGCCUUUUUAACACUGCCUCAUCUAUUAGGAUAGUUUUAUAAUCGGAAUGCACAUCUUUUUAACAGUUUAUUUCCUGACUUGAACUGUUGUGCAUCAUUUUUGCGUUUGUAAUUGUAAUAAGGCAUGUAUUUUCUAAAUGAAUAAAAUUU